This is a messenger RNA of Trichosporon asahii var. asahii CBS 2479, 3936 nucleotides long. RefSeq lists its product as uncharacterized. The coding region runs from base 1 to 3936 and encodes 1311 amino acids. The record is from RefSeq and is a predicted model, not a curated record. The transcript is spliced from 4 exons. Gene Ontology annotation, biological process: maturation of SSU-rRNA from tricistronic rRNA transcript (SSU-rRNA, 5.8S rRNA, LSU-rRNA). Lineage: Eukaryota; Fungi; Basidiomycota; Tremellomycetes; Trichosporonales; Trichosporonaceae. Gene Ontology annotation, cellular component: nucleolus; intracellular anatomical structure. Gene Ontology annotation, molecular function: ATP binding; RNA binding.
AUGCCGCCACCACCUCCGAGACAGAGGUACAACGCAAAGGCCCGAGGGUCCGUUGCCGGUGGCUCUCACAAAAAGCGCAACCGCAAGCCGAAACAUGCAGCCGACGGCGAGGACGAUACACCUUCGCAACCUCACCAUGAGCCGGGCAUGUCCGCCAAGAAGAAGAAGCGCUUGGAUUCGUACAUCGCCAAGAAACUCCAGCUGGAACGUCGCGAUGAGACGCUCAAGACCCUCGCCGCGCUUCAGAGUAGCACCAACGACAGCUCCCUCCACAUGCUGACGACAUCGAGCAUUGGACAGAAUCCGUUAGCACCAACGAGCGCGCUUCAGCGGGCAGAGAAGAUUGAAGACAAGAUUGUACGAAGAGGACUCGACAAGCUGAAGCGGAGACACGGCGAGAUCGACAGCGAUUCCGAGUCAGACGACAAUGCUAAGGGCAAGGGAAGACGUCAGGUGGAGGUCAUCACCACUGCCGGAGCGGAGGAGGAAGGCAUCGACACCACCGUCCUCGAGACGAAGGCGGAGACGAAAGCUCGCGAGAAGGCUUUGGCCAAGGGACGCAAGGGGAAGAUCCAACUGCCCAAGAAGGAGAAGGUGAAGGAAGACUCCUCUGAUUUUGACUCGUCCGACUCGGAGAACGAUAGCUCGGACGAUGUCUCUGAACCGAGUUCCCCGCCAGGUGACACUGCCGCGGCUCCUUCUCAACCUGGAAGCGCACUGAAAGCGACGACUGCUGGCAGCGCUCUCAAGCCGUCGACAGCUGGAAGCGCUCUCAAGUCUUCCGCGACCGGAGGCGCUCUCAAGGCAUCGGCUCUUAGUGCCUUGGAGACGUCCUCGGGUAGUGCCCUGAAGUCCUCUGCCGGCAGUGCUCUUAAGCCUGCUGCAGGAAGCGCGCUGAAGUCCUCAACAGGAAGUGCCCUCAAGUCCAGUGGCGAGAUUGGCGGAGCUCUCAAGCGCGCCGAUGGAACGACUUUCCAGCCCCGCGUUGUCCUGCGCGGUCCGAAGAAGUUUGCUCCCGUCCGAGGACGGAAGGAUGAGAGUGAGAGUAGCGAGGACAGUGAGGACAGCGACAGCGAAAGCGACGCUAGUGAUGACGAGAGCGGCGAAGCCGACAGUGAGGAGAGCGAGGAAGACAGUGAGGACGAGGAAGGAACCGCUGAGGGUGACGCUGCCGAGCCAAGCUCUCCCAAGCGUUCCAAGGGAUUCAAGAACUGGGCGCUGAACGCCAUGGGCAACGUCGUCCAGGAGCAGCAGCCCGACCUUCUCGCCGUCAAUGAGGCGGAGUCGUCAAAGCCGAAGAAGCCGAAACAGCCUGCUCCGAAGACUGGAGAGUUCGUCGGACCCAUGGGCUCGACCUUCGCUAUUCCGACGACAUCGCUGCUUACUGGAAGUGACCAGGGAUCCUCGGCUCGCCCCACGAUCAAGCGCCGGCCGUCCGUGGCCGAGUCGCGCAUGGAGCUGCCGAUUCUGGCUGAGGAGCAGAACAUUGUCGAGGCUGUCCUGAUGAACCCCGUCGUCGUUAUCUGCGGUGAGACCGGUUCAGGUAAGACGACGCAGGUUCCGCAGAUGCUGUACGAGGCUGGCUUCGGAUUCCCUGGCUCGGCGAACCCCGGCAUGAUCGCUGUGACGCAACCACGACGAGUUGCGGCCGUCUCACUGGCCGAACGCGUGCGAGAUGAGCUCGGGUUCGACAAGAAGUCUGGAAUUGUUGCGCACCAGAUUCGAUACAGCUCGACGACGAGCCCCGACACCGCCAUGAAGUUCAUGACCGACGGUGUUCUGCUUCGCGAACUGGCCACGGACUUCCUCCUGUCCCGCUACAGCGUCAUCGUCGUCGAUGAGGCGCACGAGCGAGGAGUCAACACGGAUGUUCUCAUCGGUGUUCUCAGCCGUGUCGCGAAGCUCCGCGAGAAGCGCUGGCGUGAAUCGGAGGGCAGCAAGGACCGCCUGGGACCACUGCGCAUUGUCAUCAUGUCUGCGACUCUCCGUGUUGCCGACUUUGCCGAGAACCCGACGCUCUUCGCCAACCCGCCCCCGAUCAUCCACAUUGGCGCUCGUCAGCACCCGGUAACCAUGCACUUCUCCCGCCGUACCAGCUCUGACUACGUGACGGAAGCGUACAAGAAGGUCUGCAAGAUCCACUCUCGUCUUCCCCCAGGCACCAUCCUCGUCUUCCUCACUGGUCAGAACGAAAUCACCGGACUUUGCAGGAAGCUGGACAAGCGCUAUGGCAAGGGCAAGCAGAAGGGCAAAACCAAGAUCAAGGAGAUUGAGGAUGCUCCCGCGGAGGGCUCUGAGCUUCCACCAGAUGUGCUGGAGGCUGAAGACCUUGACCUGGGCAACGAUCAGGACCUCGCUGCUGAUGUCGAUGACGGUAUCGCCGAGGAGGAUCCCGAGGCACUCGAUACGGACGAGGACGCUCCCGAGCUCGACCUUGAGGACACGGACAUGCCGAUGACGGUCCUGCCACUGUACUCGCUCCUGUCGCAGGAGCAGCAAAUGGCGGUGUUCAAGCCGCCGCCAGAGGGCCACCGUCUCGUAAUCGUCUCGACCAACGUUGCCGAAACGUCGCUUACCAUUCCCGGCGUCCGUUAUGUUGUCGACAGUGGACGAGCAAAGGAGCGCCAGUUCGACGCCGCGUCCGGAGUACAAAACUUCGCCGUGUCGUGGAUCUCCAAGGCAUCGGCUGCACAGCGUGCUGGUCGUGCCGGACGUACUGGACCGGGUCACUGCUACCGCCUGUACUCUUCGGCCCUGUACGAGGACCACUUUGCGCAGUUCUCCGACCCCGAGAUCCUGCGCAUGCCGAUCGAGGGUGUCGUGCUCAACAUGAAGGCGAUGAACAUUGACGCGGUCGUCAACUUCCCCUUCCCAACUCCUCCGGACCGCUCUGCUCUGAAGCGUGCGGAGAACUUGCUCCAGCACCUUGGAGCUCUGGAGAAGCCGCUCGCCACGCGCAUGAUCAACGGUGUGCAGCAGAAGGGUGUCGCCGGUGGCCAAAUCACCGAGCUCGGCAAGGCCAUGGCCGCGUACCCCGUCUCGCCUCGCUUCGCCAAGAUGCUCGCUGUCGGCAGCGAGAACGGGUGCCUUCCGUACGUCAUCGCAAUUGUGGCUGGUCUCAGCGUCGGCGACCCGUUCAUGCACGAGUCGGCGCUCGAGGUCAAGGACGACGGGGGCAGUGACGAGGAGCGCGAGCUCGAGCUGUCACACAUCACGUCCGAGGAGAUCAAGGAGAAGGAGCGACGAAAGGACCUGCGCAGCCGGUUCUUCAAGCGCACAGCCGCGUUCGACGGCAAGGGCGAGUCGGACAUGUUCAAGCUGCUGUCCGCGAUCGGCGCUUAUGAGCACAACCCGACAGCUGCCUUCUGCUCCGAGUACUUCCUGCGCCACAAGGCGAUGCAGGAGAUCCAGCAGCUGCGCGCGCAGAUCAGCCAGAUCGCGGGCGAACCGAUGUCGCUCCUCCAGCCGCCUUCGGAGCGGGACCGCAAGGUUCUCCGCCAAGUCCUGACGGCCGCUUUCAUCGAUCAGAUCGCCGUCAUUGAGACGCUCGCGCUCGGCCGUGGUGUGCCCGCGCACAGCAGCACGCGCGGCGUUGCCUACCGCGCCGUCAACGUCCCCGAGCCGGUGUACAUCCACCCGUCGAGCGUCAUGUUCCACCACAAGGCGCCCGAGUUCAUUGUCUUCACCGAGCUCGUGCGCACCUCCAAGGUCUGGGUCAAGGGCAUCACGAAGGUGAACCCGGCCUGGCUGAGCGUUCUCGCCAAGGACCUGUGCACGUUUUCCCAGCCCGACAUCCCCGCCAACCGCAAGACGGGCGGUACGGAGCGCGACGUCAUCGUCCAGCCCAAGUUCUCCUAUGGCGGUCUCAGCGUCAACUUGCCCCUCGCGAAGAAGAAGCAGAAGCUCGUCAAGGGCAAGUGGGUCACGCUGGAGUAA